This is a messenger RNA of Perca flavescens (yellow perch), 2417 nucleotides long. It is a transcript of the gene gas2b, whose product is annotated as growth arrest-specific 2b. Gene Ontology annotation, cellular component: actin filament. Gene Ontology annotation, biological process: actin crosslink formation. NCBI's taxonomy places the organism in Eukaryota, Metazoa, Chordata, Actinopteri, Perciformes, Percidae. Bases 432 to 1850 code for a protein of 472 amino acids. The transcript is spliced from 8 exons. Gene Ontology annotation, molecular function: actin filament binding; microtubule binding; cytoskeletal adaptor activity. The record is from RefSeq and is a predicted model, not a curated record.
UCAGCCAGCAACCACACCAAUAAAUUCAACCUGGGCCAAAUUUGAAUGUUUUUUAUUAGAAACGGACUCAUAAUUUGCUUAUACUAUGUCGAAUAAAGUUUCCUAGUAAAACUUUUCUCGCGUUGUUAAAACGUGACAAAGAAAGCCAAACAAACGACGUGCGUUCAGUAGCUAGCUACCUUACACGAUCUUGUAAGUUGACACCACACAGGCGUGUACAGGAGACAGUGUUGUAAAAGUGACGGCAGCCUCCAGCUUGUUACAGUGUGGUUUACAUGAGGGCGAUGAACAUUUGGCAGAGAGUGAUGUGCGCAUGUGUGUGAGAGGAAAACUGCGGGCGAGAAGAAAAGUGAGAGGAAACUUUUAUGAAAAAGGAAAUCUGCUGUUUCUGUUAGCGUUUAGGUCUGUCAAAGACGGAUCUUAGCUGAAGCAUGGACAGUGAAGUGGAAGCGAUGAACACCAGCCUUGACGGUCCUCUGAGCCCGAUGCUCCUGACCGGGUUGGGGAUGAACUGUCUUCUUGGCCAAAAGUACAGACAUUCUGGGCCUGGCCUCGCCAGUCCUCAGGAGUACAACCAGUGGCUGCCUUAUCGCCAUGAUGCCAGCCUGCUGCCUAUGAAAGAAGACCUGGCCUUCUGGCUCAACACCAUGAUGGGUGUGGACCUCACAGCAGACAGUCUGAUGGAGAGGUUGGAUAACGGCGUUGUCCUCUGUGAGCUUGCACAGCUGCUCCAGGACAAGAUGAUGCACACCAACAAUGGCAAGCCUUUAAUCAGAAGAGUGAUCCACUGGCGAGCUGAUGCAACUUCUGGAUCAUUCUUUGCCCGAGACAACACUGCCAACUUCCUCUACUGGUGUCGAAAGAUUGGCGUUGAUGAGGCUUACCUUUUUGAGUCAGAGGAUUUGGUGCUCCACAAGCAACCUCGGGAGGUGUGCCUGUGCCUGAUGGAGCUGGGACGGAUUGCAGCCAGGUACGGAGUGGAGCCUCCGGGGCUGGUGAAGUUGGAGAGAGAGAUAGAGAGGGAGGAGGCGGGGUGCUUAUCUCCAUCAUCCCCUCUGCCCCUCUCCUUUUUUCCUGCAUCAUUGUAUUCACCAUCACAUUCAUCCCUACCCCCAGCCCCCUCUUCUCUUCCUCCUCCUGCGUCCCUCACUCCAAGCACAACCUGUCUGUCUGAACCCCUCGCUGCCUCCCUUGCCUCUGAUCUUCCAUCAGCCACAACAAACCCAGUACCUACAUGUUUAUCCCCUCCUCAGCCCUCCCUCUCAGCCUCUAACCCUUGUACAACCACAGCCUCAACACAAACACCUUUGUUCUCUUCAUCCUGCACCACUAACACAUCUGCUUCAGCUUCACUGUCAGCACCCUCGCCAGGCCAAACACUGGUAUCCACUCCCAAAGUCUACUCUACCGCAAUAACCAAACACACUCCCACAGCUACAGCUCCCAUCACCUCCCCACCUGCAGCUCCUCGUUCCUCUAGCACAUCCAAAAGCAGGAGGAGCACAGGCACCAACAACAUUUUGGAUGAUAUUGUGAAAAAGAUUAUCGAAAACCCUCCCUGCAGCUGUCCGACCAGGUUCCUCGUUGAGAAGCAACCUAAAGGCUGCUACCGUGUUGGAGAUAAAGUUCUAUAUAUACGGAUGCUGAAUGAGCGUCAUGUAAUGGUACGUGUAGGUGGAGGCUGGGAGACCUUCAUAAGUUACCUGCAGAAACACGACCCCUGCAAGGGAGGAGGGCCAGCGGGCAGAUCCGAGGUCAGGGUCUGCAGGGACAAAGCGAAGCCACCCACUUUAAACAUUUUGCCUGACAGCUACAUGGUGGUCGGUGCCCAUUACCGAGGCAAGAAGUAGACUCUCAAACUGCUCGCUUUUGCUUCUAGUUCUGAACAUUUGACUUAAUCAGACCAAACUGUACAAGGUCAAUGAUUUAACAUAUAGUUUUUUACCUCAAGUUUAUAAAGAAAGUUCUAGAUACUAUAUGACUGCAUAGCAGAAUAUUAAUUGGCAGCGAUUUUAAUAAUCGAUUAAUCACCUCAGUCACGUUUCAAGAAAAUGGCCAAACAUUCCUUGGUUUCGGCAUCUUCAAUGUGAGGAUUUGCUGCUCUUUUUUGGGGGAUAUAUAUGAUAAUAAACUAAAUAUAUUAGCAUUUUGGACUGAGGGGUGAAUUAAACAAGCAAUCUGAAUACAUCACUUUGGGCUGUGAGAUAUUUUCACUACAGACUAAAUAUGAAAUAGAGAAAUAAUCAGCAUUGAUCAGUAAUGAAAAUAAUUGUUAGUUGCAGCACACGUCACUGUAUAUAAUAACUUUCAUAUAAUCAGAAUCAUCAAGUAUUCUAUCAAGGACAGUUUUGUGUAGUACUGUAUGCAAUAAUGUCACUAUGAGUUAAAUUAUACAUUUGUACUGAUAGUAGUUUAGU